Messenger RNA from Aspergillus ruber CBS 135680, 912 nucleotides. RefSeq names its product pre-mRNA-splicing factor SYF2. Bases 1 to 912 code for a protein of 303 amino acids. NCBI's taxonomy places the organism in Eukaryota, Fungi, Ascomycota, Eurotiomycetes, Eurotiales, Aspergillaceae. Gene Ontology annotation, cellular component: post-mRNA release spliceosomal complex; Prp19 complex; catalytic step 2 spliceosome. The transcript is spliced from 3 exons. The record is from RefSeq and is a predicted model, not a curated record.
AUGCCACCUAAGAGAGAAACCGAUGAUUCGACAGCAACGCCUGCCGAUUCUGAACAAGCCGCCGAGAACCUACCAACUGGAGGUGAAGAUGAUGACUCGGAAGACACAAACUUGAAAAUACCUUCAGAGGGAGGUUCAGCAAAUGCGACAGCAGAGCAGGAAGAGGAUGACGCUGCCGCUAAGGCGCGUCAAAGACACGAGAGAUUCAAAGCUCUUCAAGCUCGCGCAAAAUCCGGAGCUGAACGCAAUCUAAAAGAAACCGCCGCAGAAACCCAACGUCUCGCUACUGACCCUGCGCUAAUGUCUAACCUAUCACGCAAGCAUGCAUUUGCAUCCCAUAACCUGCUGAAAGCCGACACAGAAGUUUCGGGAGAGGAUUUCGAGCGUAAACGUGCGUGGGAUUGGACUGUCGAUGAAUCCGAAAAGUGGGAUAAGCGGAUGAACAAAAAGCAGCGCCACCGAGACGAUGUCGCAUUCCAGGACUACACCCAAGAUGCGCGCAAGGUGUACAAGAGGCAGAUGCGCGAGCUAAAUCCGAAUCUCGAAGCUUAUGAGAGGGAGAAAAUGGCCGCGAUCGAGAAAGCUGCAUCUAAUGGCGACCUUGAAAUCGUGGAAACCAGUGACGGUGAGAUGAUCGCAAUCGACAAGAACGGCUCAUUUUAUUCCACAGCGGACUCUGUUGGGUUUGCAGAAAAUAAACCGGAUCGAGCUGGGGUUGACAAGCUUGUGGGAGACUUGAAGAAGGCCGAGGAAGUUCGUCUCAAGAAGCGCAGGGACCGUCGUGGCGACGACGAAUCCGACGUCACCUACAUCAACGAGAAGAACAAACAAUUCAACAUGAAGCUAUCGCGUUUCUACAACAAGUACACAACCGAAAUUCGGGACAGUUUCGAACGCGGUACGAUGAUUUGA